GCAUUCCUUAUUCACCUCUUGGAACACACCAACAUCUACCUCCAGAGUGCUCCAAGAUCAUCCUUGGCUGGACACUGCAGCAGACAACUUCAGGCCACCUCAACCGGAGUUCCAGAGAAACAAAGAUACACGCGCUAAUGAUCCUUCAACAGCAACUGACGAUAACCCAUGCUCUAAUCCCAUGACAUCAGCAAUGGACAAUGGCCAAAGAUCGCAAAGCAACCGUAACCAAACUGCUAACCAUCCCGUUUCUGUUUCAGAUCACUACACAGACCAUGCACACGUUGGGUAUGAGUCGGAAGAUGGCGAAUACUCAGGCAAAUCUGCCGACCUGGAGGUUCACAAUAUCGAACAUGUUCCAGUGGAUCUUAGGAUGUCUAGCUUAUCGCACAAAAAUCAGCAUGUCUCCGAGUCUAGUUCUGAGGCAGAUUUUCAACUUCAAGCUGACUUCCCUCAACCUGAAACUUCGCUUUACAAGGAAACUGGGCCAUUGCUUGAACGCCAGCAUGAUAUGCUUGAUGGCAGACAUUCACGUCCCGUAGAAAAGCCGUAUGAAUGUAAGUUUUGCGAUAAAUCAUUUUCUACUCAGUCCAGUCUAACAUCUCAUGAACGUACGCACCGAGAAGAGAAACCUUUCAAGUGUAAAGUGUGCGAUAAAGUCUUCGAUUGGCGAUCUCUUCUUGUCCGUCAUGUUCGAGUUCACUCAGGAGACAAACCCUUCACGUGCAAGUUCUGCGCUAAAUCAUUCAGUGAUAAAUCCAAUCAUACUACUCAUGAACGGUACCAUACCGGGGAGAAGCGAUUUACCUGUGAUCACUGUGAUCAAGGUUUUCAACACAGUUCCCAACUUAGAAUUCAUUCACGCAUUCACACUGGAGAGAGACCAUACAAGUGCAAAGAGUGUGACAAGGCAUUCAGAUACCAUUCACAUCUCACCGUGCAUCAACGCAUCCAUGCUGGGGAUAGACCAUACAAGUGUAAAGAAUGUGGCAAAGAAUUCACACAACGAUCACAUCUCACAGUUCAUCAACGCAUCCAUGCCGGAGAGAAACCUUUCAAGUGUACCGUUUGUGACAAAGCGUUUGGGACUCCAUCAAAUCUUUCAAAACAUAAACGCAUCCAUACUGCAUGAAAACCCUUCAAAUGUAACGUUUGUGGCGAAUCAUUCAGGAAUACUUCACAUCUUGCAAGUCAUCAACGCAUCCAUUCUGGCACGACGCCAUUUUCGUGUAAAGUAUGUGGAAAGCCUUUCUCUCGGAAAUCCAAUCUAACGGUACACGAAGGAAUCCAUCCCUGAGAGAAACUUAUCAGCGACUGUGACAAGUAUUUCAAUCGUACAAAACAACACCUGGAAGACCAUGCAAACUACUAACACCGUUGAACAAAAGGUUUCUUUCCCAGAUUAAGAAAAAUGUUCAUUAUAAGUGCGUUUUGAAAUGCAAGUAGCCCAA
Sycon ciliatum is the source of this 1451-nucleotide messenger RNA. Its product is annotated as zinc finger protein 664-like. The record is from RefSeq and is a predicted model, not a curated record. Bases 182 to 1132 code for a protein of 316 amino acids. Gene Ontology annotation, biological process: regulation of transcription by RNA polymerase II. Gene Ontology annotation, cellular component: transcription regulator complex; chromatin; PcG protein complex. The transcript has a single exon. Gene Ontology annotation, molecular function: DNA-binding transcription factor activity, RNA polymerase II-specific; RNA polymerase II cis-regulatory region sequence-specific DNA binding. Lineage: Eukaryota; Metazoa; Porifera; Calcarea; Leucosolenida; Sycettidae.